AUGUCUAAUCAAGUAGAUGAAUUAAGUUGGCUGGAUGGUACUAAUAUUGUUCCAUAUAUAAAAGAUUUAUUAGAUGAUAAAGAUCUAUCAGACUCUGUUCAAGAUUUCCAGUUUAGCAAUGCUGUGCUGAAAAAGGAUAGUAUGGAUCUAUCACCAAUGUUAAAGGACUACUCGGAUACAAAUAUCGAUAAUGAUUUCUUGGAUAGUUUUCAAAGUCCAAUUGUUUCAACAGAUUUCAUUAGUCCUGCACUAGACAAUCAAUUGACCAUUGCUGCUAUCUUAGCCAAUGAAGGAUUUAUAGGAGACGAAUUUGACGAAAUUCUAAUCGACAGUUCACCUGAAGACACAAUUGUACCAGAAGAUAACAAUCAACCGGAUAUAAGCGAAACUCAAGAAACGAUGAGUUUCGGGGAAAAUACAAAUCAAUUUGCUGAUAUUGUUGAUGCAAUGAUUGUUAAAGAACAACCAAAAGCUGAUCAACGUGCUCGUUAUGAAAGUGAUGGUCCACGAUUUUUACCUGAUUCAAAAAAACAUCCAAUGUCUAUUCAAUUGCCGAAUUUAUCAUCAGCAUCAUUGUCUGAAAAUGCAUCAUUUGGAAUUGUUGUAACCAUGGUAACAUCAACAAAAAAUCCAAAAAAUAAAACAUUUGUACAUGUCAAUGGUAUCAAAUAUCGUACUGAAGAUGCAAUUGAAAUAGAUUAUGGAAGUAUUUUUCUUCCAUUAACUAAAUCGGAUAUAAUAAAAUGCGAAAAAAAAUUUCCACGUUUAUCUAUAAUCUGUAAAAAAUUUGAAGAUUAUACAUUUGAUUUAACAUCAUUUGAUACAUCAACUGUAGAAAGAACAACAGAAAAAUAUACACUUGCAAACGAAGAUAGUAUUGGCAAAGUUGCAAAAGGAAAACAAUUUACUAUUGAUUAUGAUCUACUUUGCUAUAAAAUCAUCUUUCAAUUAGCAUUGAAGCAAGACAAUAUUUUUAUAAUUUCACAUAUUAAAUGUGAAACGGAUUUAAUUAAUGAGCAAAAAACAGCAACAAAAAGUGUUAAACGAAAAGCUUCAUCAAAUAAGAGAAUGCCCAAAAAAAGAAAGUGCAAUAAUUAUAUGUCGACAAUGAACUCAUCCAAGAAAUUCAAUUCAUCGGCAUCAAAAACCGCCAAACGCUCAUCGAUUCGAAAAUCUAAUUUAAAAAAAAAUCAAGCCAAAGGUCCAUAUGUGGAUAGCUCGUGA
Molecule: messenger RNA, 1224 nt
Organism: Rotaria sordida
Lineage: Eukaryota; Metazoa; Rotifera; Eurotatoria; Philodinida; Philodinidae
Source: the annotation of a GenBank genome assembly